CUGUAAUAGGCCAAAGAAUUAUAUAGCAAGAAUCCAGUUCUAUUGUUCAAUUGUCUCCUUAAUAGCAAUGGUACCCAUUUUUCUACUGUUCUUGUUCUGCUUUCCCUUUAAUGCUGGAGCCCGUUGCUUUCGUUCCUUCAAGAAGCUUCAACUUCCAGCAGUUGGUUCUGAAUCCUAUGCCUUUGAUUCGCACAAUGUUGGACCUUACACUGGUCUCAGUGAUGGAAGAAUUGUCAAAUAUCAGGGCCCGGAAACUGGUUUCGUAGAGUUUGCCACCACUUCUGCUAACAGGUCGAAGGAAUUGUGUGAUGGAACUGACGGGAACGACCUGAAAUUGACUGAGACUUGUGGGAGGGCAUUAGGCAUGGAAUUCGACCACAAAACUGGAGAGCUCUACCUUGUUGACGCUGUUUAUGGCCUGAUGGUGGUGGGAAGUGGUGGCGGCCUUGCAACUCAGCUCGCUGGUGGAAAAGAUGGAGAGCGCUUUGAUGAAGCAGAUGCCUUAGACAUUGAUCCAAAUACUGGAGAAAUUUAUAUUGGAGAUCUCGGCACCCUCUUACAUAAGACCAAUAAUUUGACGGAAAUACUCCUUAGUGAAGAGAGAACCGGAAGACUACUGAAAUACGAUCCCAAGACAAAAAAGCUGACAGUGCUCCUGAAGGGGCUGGCGUUGGCAGCCGGGGUGGCUGUGAGCAAGGAUGGCUCAUUUGUAUUGGUCGGAGAAUACAUAGCCUGCAGAAUAACAAGAUAUUGGCUCAAGGGCCCCAAAGCCACUACUUCAGAGAUUUUCGUGGAACUUCCAGGGAACCCUGACAACAUUAAAAGAACCAAAUCAGGGGACUUUUGGGUCGCUGUCAACAUUCAAAGACUGCAACCUAAGCCGAGCUGUUUUGCUUUGGGACAAAAGAUCGGUGCUGACGGUCAGAUCCUGGAAACAGUGAAUUUCUAUGCAGAAUAUAAUGCCACUUCCGUUGCUGAAGUCCAAGAACAUCAUGGCUUAAUGUACCUGUCGUCAACAAACGCGAAUUUUGCAGGUGUUUAUGAGGUGCUCAAGUGUUCAGACAAGCCUGUUCAAGUUUGAAUAUACAUUAUUCUUUUUGUAAAUUAAAGCAUUUCCCCUGAAUCCUUUUGAAUGAAUAAGAGUAUGUUUACGGGA
Messenger RNA from Sesamum indicum (sesame), 1156 nucleotides. RefSeq names its product protein STRICTOSIDINE SYNTHASE-LIKE 12. Gene Ontology annotation, molecular function: hydrolase activity. The record is from RefSeq and is a predicted model, not a curated record. Gene Ontology annotation, cellular component: endomembrane system. Lineage: Eukaryota; Viridiplantae; Streptophyta; Magnoliopsida; Lamiales; Pedaliaceae.